AGGUCAUAUAAGCAAAACCUCAAGCUAGCUGUACAGAUCAAACCAGACUUCAACAUAACAGAGCUUUAGUAUGGCAGGCUCUUUGAUCCCAACUGCCGCGCAAGAUGGAGAUGGCGCCAUGCCCUCUGCGCCGCCUAAACUUGGAGGAGGGGCCAAGUCGAAGAAUCAGUUGAGGAGGAUGAAGGCAAAGGCCAAGAAGAUCGCCGAUCAGGGCAUCGAUAAGAGCAACGGUGUCAAGGUCGAAAGAGGAGCAGAGGAGGAUCAGGUCAAGGAAGAGGACGAUGUGCCGAUGCCUGCAUCGUCUGAGGAUUCGGUCUCCUCGCAAGCCAUGUCAUUGGAUCCCAACGAUCCUGCUAUGGCCAUGUUCUCUUCCGUCUUCCAGAAGUUUCAGGGCGAUGUCGUCGAUCAGAUCAUGUCUGACGAAGCCGUCGACAGCGGCCCAAACAAAGCAGAAGUCAUCUACUCGGACGAAGAAGAUGACGACGACGAAGACCGUGAACGGGCUCUGGCGAACCAGCAACGACUGAGCAAGAAGAAGAAGCGUCAGCUUGCCAAAUUAUCGGUCGCUGAGCUCAAACAGCUGGUCAGCAAGCCAGAAGUGGUAGAAUGGGUCGACUGCGAUGCCCGAGAUCCGAGAUUGCUUGUUAGUUUGAAGGCGUACAGAAAUACUGUGCCAGUUCCUGUGCACUGGUCAGCUAAACGAGAAUACUUGUCCGGGAAACGAGGUAUCGAGAAGGCGCCCUUCCAGUUGCCACCUUGGAUCGCCGACACCGGGAUCGCGGAUCAGCGAGACGCGAUCAAGGAGAAGGAGGCGACAAUGUCGUUGAAGCAAAAGACAAGAGAAAGGGUGCAGCCGAAAAUGGGCAAGAUCGACAUUGAUUAUCAAAAGCUACACGAUGCCUUUUUCAGGUAUCAGACCAAACCCUCGAUGUCCAAGUUUGGAGAGGCGUACUAUGAGGGAAAGGAGCUCGAAACCGAUUUGAAGAUGAAGAAACCGGGUGAACUGUCCGAGGAGCUCAAGGAAGCAUUGUCUAUUCCCCCUCUCGCGCCUCCUCCCUGGCUGAUUGCUAUGCAGAGGUAUGGGCCUCCUCCAAGCUACCCGAACCUGAGGAUUGCCGGGUUGAAUGCGCCCAUUCCUGCCGGUGCUCAGUGGGGUUUCCAUCCGGGUGGUUGGGGCAGACCCAUGGUCGACGAGUACAACAGACCGCUAUACGGCGAUCCCUUCGGCGUUUUAGGAGACCAGGACGGACAGUCGGGCGAUGAUAUUGAGAAGGAGUUGUGGGGACAGCUCGAACCAGAAGCUGAAGAAUCCGAAGAGGAGGAAUCCGAGGAUGAAGAAGAGGACGAGGAGGACCUCAUCACCUCGGGUCAUGCACCGGACGAGGGCUUGCGAACUCCUUCUGGCAUGGAAACACCAUCUGGCAUGCAAACAGCGAUUUCGACCGUACCUGGCGGUUUGGAGACGCCCGACUUUUUGCAACUCAGAAAGGAUGCCGGACCCGCCGAGAGCGAGGUAUCGGCAACUCCUGUGCCACGGGAGCUGUAUCAGGUUAUUCCCGAGAGGCAGACGAGUUCGAGAGGUUUCAUGGGCAGUUCAACGACUUACGAUGUUGCUGGUCUUGGAGCCGGUGGAUCUGGGGGGCCUAGGGUUCUGGGUCAAGACGAUCGAGGUACCAAGCGCAAGGCUGGAGUUGAGAUGGCCGUUGACCCGGAUGACCUCGAGGGACUUUCACAGGAAGAACUUCGGGCCCGCUACGACGCUUCGAAAUCGCAGAGCAAUCGGGUGCAUGUACCGGGAGCUGACGUUGACAGGCGAGAGUUUGACGAUGUCAUCGCUCAGGCCAAGAAGUCGCGGACGAGUGAAAGGGGUCGGGGUGGAGAUCGGGACCGACGGGAAAAGGAAAAGUUCAAGUUCUAAGCCGGAAGUCGGUGCUCUGUAUCCUGAUUGUCUCCCGUAUCUAUCAUCCACACUAUUUGUAGUCGUCUACGGACACGUGGGGUAGACAAACUCCGCUGAGCCGGGUACAAGGUGACGUGAACUUGGAAUCAUGACGAAUAACGCGCCAUGACGCCG
This is a messenger RNA of Filobasidium floriforme, 2074 nucleotides long. Its product is annotated as putative spliceosome assembly-related protein. The record is from RefSeq and is a predicted model, not a curated record. Bases 71 to 1918 code for a protein of 615 amino acids. Gene Ontology annotation, biological process: mRNA splicing, via spliceosome. The transcript is spliced from 11 exons. Gene Ontology annotation, cellular component: catalytic step 2 spliceosome; U12-type spliceosomal complex; U2-type spliceosomal complex. NCBI's taxonomy places the organism in Eukaryota, Fungi, Basidiomycota, Tremellomycetes, Filobasidiales, Filobasidiaceae.